AUGCACGGUUGCGGACGCAGCGACGGCUGGGCGGCACGCAAGGCUGCCGAGAAGGCCGUCUACCCUACCCUGAAGCGUAGGGCCGCUGCUACCCUCGAGAAACUCAAAAAAGCUCAGUUGGCGAAGCGUAGAGAGGCUCGAGUCCGUAAAUUGGCGGAGCAGGCCGCAGAGGAGGAGCGACAACUUUUAGCGCGAGAGCGAGUCCUGCGCGCCGAUCUGAAGAAGGAGCUUGGGGAGGAGCAGCGACGUAGAAUCGAGGCGGAGCAACGGGCGCAAGCAGCGAUCGCACGCGAGCAGGCCUCGGAGCAUCAGAGGCAGCAGCAGAGGGCUGCUGAUGGAGAGGCGGUGGCGAACGUCCUGACCCAGCUGGGAAACUUGCGGUUGGAGAAAAAAAUGCUUCAAGAUCAACAGCGCGAGAUGGUUGAGAUUUUUUGUCCACAAGCGGCAAGCGUGAUGGCGGUGCAGCAACAGCAGCACAACGGGAAUCCGCUGCUUUCCGCGAAAGACCAGCUCAUCCGCAUCCGGAUGGAGGUAGAGCAAGCGAGGAGGGAGCUAGAGGCGGCGUCGGCGUGGGGAAAGGUUGCCGAGACGAGAAAUGCUAAUUUGAAGAAAAAGAACGGGCGGGUCCGCCGUCGAAGCGGGCGGGUCCGCCGUCGAACCGGUGGGGUCCGCCAUCUAUGACCGGUCGGGCUGUGGGGUACUGGCUUUUUGUGUGUGCCAGCAGCCUCAGUGAGCGCAGUGACGGGUGUCCACCUCGCGCAUUGCUGCGUGAACGCGCUUGACCAUAUUUGUCCAGUCUGUUCGUGUGUGUUCGUGUGUCUUUUUAUUUUGAUUCAAAUUCCGAACGUUUUUAUUGGUCCAAGAAGGAAAAGCGCAGUCUAUUUGCCACGAAAAGUGCACCCGGUUUGGGACACAUUUUUGGCCUCAAAAUAGGGGUAACCCCAGGGUCUAACAGUCCUCCCUCUCUGCAUGAUCAGGUCUGCGAAAGCAUGACUCCACCCCGGCUAGGUCGCAAAGCGUGGAGUUAUGGUGUUUAGUCGACCCACGCGCACUUCGAAGACCCCGCUCGCAUUGGGGGCCAUGAUCUUGUAGUAAUGCAGCGUGCCAGUGAGUAGAAAACGUGUCGACAUGAUACAGGGUUCCUUCCACACGGUUCGGUGCAUGGUUCCUUUGUUUGAGUUGGGGAGAUGGCGACGUACUCGACGCGACAGUUUCAUACUCGUGCGGAAAAUACGGGGUUGAAGCGUUUCGGGUCCCGACAGUCUUCUCCUUCUCCCUUUUCGCCUCCCGCCUCCUCGACAACAAGGCAGACCCAUGCCUCAAACGAACCUUGCCAUGGAAAAUAAAAUGUUCGCCCUUUGGCAGUUGCUGCGUGGGGUUUCCGUGAAGAGCGCGUCAAGCGGCGAGGAGAUGGACCUCCUGAGCGCGUGGGAGCCGACCCCGGGCAAGAAGACGAUUGUGGCCUUCUUUACCCACACGGCUGACUUCAACUCGUGGUAAGGUAGAGAUAGUGGAGUAUCCAACGAACUCGAGAGUGAUCCUCCAGUGAACCCUGAUGAAAAUGGUGUAAGCCAACACAGCCCGGGCUCGACGCAGAGGAGCAUUGAGACAGGGUAGCGCCAUCUCACUGGCCCAAUCCCCAAUGUGCCAGCCUGUGUUUGAGAUCGUCUGUUUGAUAAACUGAUGCGCCUUAGAAGGUUAUUGAGGCGUGUCAUUGCAGCAGCUAGCAUACUACGUAACGGGUGCCUACGUUGCCCUCCAACUGGCAGAGUG
This is a messenger RNA of Ectocarpus sp. CCAP 1310/34, 1773 nucleotides long. The record is from the annotation of a GenBank genome assembly. NCBI's taxonomy places the organism in Eukaryota, Phaeophyceae, Ectocarpales, Ectocarpaceae.